AUGAUUGUAGACCCCUCUGCAUAUGGCACCGUGUACUCCACGAGGAACCUAGCCGAACCUGGUCCUUCUACUCUCCCUGUCUUUCGAGCAAUGGACGACCUCCCGUCGAUUACUACGCAGACUUUGAUUGGAAUCAUAGUUGCGAUCUCUGGAAAUGUUCUCAUUUCUCUUGCAUUGAAUCUGCAAAAACUGGCUCAUAUGAGGGUGGAGAAGAAGAAGAAAUUGGCUGGUGAUUCAACAAAUGGCAAAAAUCAUGAUACAAGCCCUGAUGAAAAUGGUGGAGUCGUCGCGGCUGGCACGCAUAAUAUACCUGAAGAAGAGGACGUUUUUUCUGACAGUCCAACGCCCACAGAGCGCCAGCCUCUGAUAGCCUUUCCAGAGCCUAUAAUCCGAGACUAUGGGUCCGAAGCAUCAGGAAGUCCCAAAAUACUAGCGUCGAAAGUCAAACGGCCCUUCGUUUCUCGCUUCAAUCCACUCCGCAUCCGAAAUAAAGUGUCACAGGCCAAGUAUAUUCCUGUUGAAAUAAUGACCGAAGAUGCUGCCCUACACGGUCUUCCUUCGAGGAAUUCGAAUGGGUUGAAAAGACAAGGUAGUUCAGAUUCUGUGAAUAAGAACGAAGGCGAUUACUUGAAAUCUAAAUUAUGGUGGCUCGGAUUUUUACUCAUGAACGUUGGAGAAUUGGGAAACUUUAUCUCCUACGCCUUUGCACCCGCUUCAGUAGUAGCUCCUCUUGGUACAUUUGCUCUUAUGGCUAAUUGCUUCUUUGCCCCGUUACUGCUCGGUGAAUACUUUCGAAAGCGAGAUCUUUUGGGAGUAGGGAUUGCCAUAAUCGGUGCAGUAACGGUUGUUCUGGCUUCGAAUGCAUCGGACAGACGAUUAGAUCCGGAUGCACUCUUGACUGCCAUUCUUCAAACACCUUUCGUCAUCUAUGCAUGUAUUUAUACUGCAGGCGCCAUUAUCCUUGCUACUUUUUCCGAGGGAAUAGUCGGACAGACAUGGGUUUUCGUUGAUGUUGGACUUUGUGCUCUAUUUGGCGGAUUUACUGUGCUUUCGACCAAGGCUAUAUCGACAUUGCUGACCCUGCGAGGGUUUGAAAUCUUCCGUGAAUGGAUAACUUAUCCUCUGAUAGCAGUGCUUAUGUUCACCGGAAUUGGGCAAAUACGAUAUCUCAACAGGGCGCUUAUGCGCUUUGACAGUAAAGUCGUCAUACCCAUCCAAUUUGUUCUUUUCACACUCUCCGCUAUCACUGGAUCUGCAAUCCUGUACGGCGAUUUUCAAAAAGCAAAGUUUCAUGAAGUUGUUACCUUCCUGUAUGGGUGUGCUGCCACAUUUGCGGGUGUGUUUAUUAUAGCCUGGACCCCAAAAAAUUCCGGGCAGAAUGACGGUCAAGUGAUUGGAAGCUCAGCGAACUCUAUUAACGACGGUGAAGCUCCCAACGUUUCAGAUGGUGAUCAGUUGGGUCUAGGGACUGUGGGCAGAAGGAGCCGCGCUACUCUGGUUCUCCCAAGCGGCGUGACUGGUCCGAAAGACACCCCAUCUCUAGGCCGCAAGCGUAGUGCAGUCAUGGGAAUUUCACCAGCACAGCAUCUUUUGCUUGUCCAUACCCCUCCAAGAUCCAUUCCCUCGCGUACCAACGCAGAUUUUGACGUUGAACGAGACGGAACUUCCCCGGAUUACACCGGAAGGCGAAGGACGAUGAGUUGGUACGGAUAUGAAGGGACACAGGAGAGUCGAGAUAGGGGGACAAGAGAAAGUAGUCUUGUUGGGAGGUUAAAUAAUGACAUUCGCGUAGGAAGUUUGGAGGAGCGAUCUAGGAAAUUGCCUGGUCAUCUAUGA
Psilocybe cubensis is the source of this 1836-nucleotide messenger RNA. RefSeq lists its product as uncharacterized. Lineage: Eukaryota; Fungi; Basidiomycota; Agaricomycetes; Agaricales; Agrocybaceae. Bases 1 to 1836 code for a protein of 611 amino acids. Gene Ontology annotation, biological process: magnesium ion transport. The record is from RefSeq and is a predicted model, not a curated record. Gene Ontology annotation, molecular function: magnesium ion transmembrane transporter activity. Gene Ontology annotation, cellular component: membrane. The transcript has 9 exons.